Molecule: messenger RNA, 1596 nt
Organism: Drosophila sechellia
Lineage: Eukaryota; Metazoa; Arthropoda; Insecta; Diptera; Drosophilidae
Gene: Mlc-c
Product: Myosin light chain cytoplasmic
Exons: 2
Coding region: 550-1011 (153 amino acids)
Cellular component (GO): myosin II complex
Molecular function (GO): myosin heavy chain binding; calcium ion binding
Source: RefSeq, a predicted model, not a curated record
UCAUUGCCUAAAAUGGACAAAAAUGUGCUGGAUUCGUUUGUUUUUAUUGCCAUUUUUGGAUCUCGUAUUCGCAUGGUAACCGAACAUCCCAGCAAGUCAUCGAAUGGUGAACACUCUAGUAUUCAGAUCUUUGGAGGAUUUGAAAACAGAACAUCAGCUAAAUAUUUAACCCAACCCAAUGUUCUAUUUACGCACGUAGACCACAGAACUUCUGCAGCUGGGGAACUUACACCAUCACUUGCUUAAGUCCAACUGCACGCGAAAUGGACUUGCGAUGUCACUCAUCGAAACGAAAAACUUUGAAACAAGCAUUUCCCUCAAACUUCGGGUUUCUGUGUUGUUUAUUUUACUUGCAAGCCGGCACUUCCCGGUAGAGAAGCGAAGUUUGCCCGCGACGUGAGGGUAUCCCAUGGCCAAGGAAGGCGGAGUGGCGGCGGGCAUCGGAGCCGAUCCGAUCCGCUCCGCUUCGAUCCGAUGGCCAGCCAAAUCCGGGCAGGCGGAGUUUGAGGCAGUCAGUAGCUGGCAAAACGGUCAUCGGAGUGGUUCAAUAUGUAUUACUACACGGCGCACGUGAAGCAAACCUUUACCACACUGGAAGAAUUCCAGGAGGCCUUCAACCUGUUCGACAACCGCGGAGAUGGCAAGAUUCAGCUGAGCCAGGUGGGCGAGUGCCUGAGGGCCCUGGGCCAGAACCCCACCGAGUCGGACGUGAAGAAGUGCACCCACCAGCUGAAGCCCGAUGAGCGCAUCUCGUUCGAGGUGUUCCUACCCAUCUACCAGGCGAUCUCCAAGGCCCGCUCGGGCGACACGGCCGAUGACUUCAUCGAAGGACUGCGUCACUUCGACAAGGACGCCAGCGGGUACAUCUCCUCCGCCGAGCUGCGCCACCUGCUGACCACGCUGGGCGAGAAGCUCACCGACGAGGAGGUCGAACAGCUGCUGGCCAACAUGGAGGACCAGCAGGGCAACAUCAACUACGAGGAGUUCGUGCGCAUGGUCAUGAGCGGUUAGGAUCAGACCGAUUCUAGCUGUCCAACUGUCCAGCAACACGACAAUAGAAGCAACGCUAUAUCCAACACAAUACAACAGCAACACUAAACACACCUGCCAAGCUACAUAGAUAGAUGAGCCGUUCAUUCCGCCAGAAGUUCCAACUCCGUGAUUCCAACUUAGCCAUUCUUCCCCCGGCAUAAAAGCAUUCAAAACCAAGGACAACGACCAAGGAUAUCGAGAUAUAACAAAUACAGGAGAAAGUGCUUAACAAGCAGCUAAAAACUGAUAACUAAAACUACGAGAUUGGAGCUAUUCCCACUUCCAAAAUUAACCAACGAUGUAGACAUAGAUUCAUGAUUAACCAUAACUAAUCACCGCGUCUGUGAAUGUGCGUAUUAUUCUAAAAUUGACACUAGAAGGUUAAUCAGUAAUUUUAUCACCUAGUGCAGUCGUUCUUUUGUACCAAUCACACUCGAUACAUUUAUAUAUAUAUAUAAAUUACCAUACUAUACUUCAAUGGAAGAAAGCGAGAGUAUCACGAAAAAGUAUUUCUAAAUUAAAGCUGAUAUGCGUCGGUGGCGUGUGUCCGUAUUUAAAUGCGCA